Molecule: messenger RNA, 2454 nt
Organism: Ambispora leptoticha
Lineage: Eukaryota; Fungi; Glomeromycota; Glomeromycetes; Archaeosporales; Ambisporaceae
Source: the annotation of a GenBank genome assembly
AUGGCACGUACCAAGCAAACCGCACGUAAAAGCACUGGUGGCAAAGCUCCCAGAAAACAACUCGCAACAAAAGCUGCUCGUAAGUCUGCACCAGCUACCGGAGGUGUAAAGAAACCGCAUCGCUACAGACCUGGUACUGUCGCAUUGCGUGAAAUCCGUCGUUAUCAAAAGAGUACCGAACUUUUGAUCCGCAAGUUGCCUUUCCAACGUCUUGUACGUGAAAUCGCGCAAGACUUUAAAACGGACUUGCGCUUCCAGUCGAGUGCUAUUGGUGCUUUACAAGAAGCUGCAGAGGCUUACUUGGUCUCCUUGUUUGAAGAUACUAAUCUCGCGGCUAUUCAUGGACAGGAACAGAUACCACUGAGCAAAAAGUUUUAUCAAAUGAUGAUGCAUACGUUGGAUUUGGCAAAUUUUCCCGUCACAGACACGCUCAAGAUGCUGGCUUCGCUACUCGAGAAAAUAACCCAGGCAAACGACCAACUAAAUAGCUCCACGGCAGUGACACAGUCAACAUCACCGUCAUUCACGCGUUUCCACGCGCGUUCGGUGCCUUCGAUUGACAUUUACUCGUACUUGGCUCGAAUUUUGAAGUACUGCCCCACAACCAAUGAAUGCUUCCUGUCGUUGCUAGUGUAUUUUGAUCGAAUGUCAAAGAAUGCGUUAGCCACCACAGGCAAGCCCUUCUCAAUAGAUUCUUUUAACAUUCACCGACUAAUAAUAUCCGGUAUCAUGGUGUCUUCAAAGUUUUUUUCAGACGUAUUUUUCACAAAUUCAAGAUAUGCAAAGGUGGGAGGACUACCGGUAUCGGAACUGAAUCAGCUCGAGCUAGAGUUCCUGGUGUUGAACGAAUUUCGUCUGGCAAUAAACAUAGAAGAGCUGCAACGAUAUGGAAAUCAACUAUUGAAGCAUUGGGUGCAAGAGGAAGAGAUGAAGCAAGGGCCUUUGUAUGAGAAUGGUUUGCGAUUUCCUACAACAAAUGGUAUUAUUACUAGUAAUGGUGUUAGUAGGUGGGAUUCACAGCAUGCGAAUACACUUAAUAAACGUUCAAGGCGUAUAACUUCAACAGAUGACACGAAUACAAGCAAAGGAGGCGGAUCGAAGGCGAUGAAAGAAGAAGAUGAACAACAGCAGCAACAGAUACCAGAAACUCCAUAUUUCAUGCGUGGACAUCGUCGAGAUAGUAGCAUAUCGUCGACAAAAUCAUUGAACAUUAAUAAUGGUCCAUCAUAUCCUUUGCCAUCAUCGCCACAACCUUUUUCAUCUAAUCAGCAACAAGGUUCUAAUACUCCUCCGGUACGCAUAAAUUCAUAUUCUGGAACUUCACCGAAUUCUUCGUCUGCAAUCUUGACUAAUAAUUUACCACAACAACAGUCAUCAUCGUCGUCGUCAGCAUCCAAUACGAUUAUCAACGGGUCACCAAUGCGUAGCCCAUUUCCGUCAGGGGUGAUAAAUAACCAUCACAUACAUAAACCAUACCCACAUCAUCCGCAUCAUCAAUCUCAACACCAAAGAUCCUAUAGUAUGGGUUCAACGAUCAAACGUGCCAAUAGCAGUGGUUCGCUGUUAAACAUGCAACGUUCACGAAGUAGAGAUUUCAGUGAUGAUUUAUUUCAUCAACGAAAUUCACCAAAGUUGUUGAUGAAUCCCGAGGAUCAUGCGUAUCGAACUGCAGCUGCUCCUUUUCCAUCUGGACCUUCGUCAAAUCUUAAUGGCUCGUCAUCAUCGUCCGCGGUCUCGUCCUUGGCGAUACCUUCAUCCAAAUAUAAUGGUAAUGGUAUGACUUCUAAUGGAAAUUCAUUGUCAACAACAUCUUCUAAUCGUAACCUUAGUGUUCUCAUGAGACGAAUGUCACAUGAAUAUCCUCUUAUUAAUCCUAAUAAUAGUAGUAUUAAAAAUGGCUAUCAACAAAAUCCUAAUUCUUACACUUAUAAUAACUUGUAUCAAUCUCCAAAUCAAUCCCUUCCUAAUACCCCUUCAACAAACGUUCCACCUCCCAUACCAGGAGUCACAUUUAAUCCGGCUGCGACAAUGGCUGCUGCCGCCCAUGCUGCGAUGAGUUACGCUCGAAGGGCAUCACUAGCUUUACCGCCUUUACCGCGACAUCCGAUAACCGGAUUUCAUAACAAUUCUAUACCAUCACCCAUAUCGCCCGUGCCUCCACCAUCCAAUGAAUCUAUGGGUCCCGGAAUGAUGAGACGCGGCUCAGUACCAUCAUGGAGUAGUAACAAUAUUUCAGGUGCUGGUGGUGGAGGUGCCUGUCUACAUUCUGAUACUAGAAAUAUUACGCAGAAUGGGAUAGGAAUGACAAAUGGCUCAACAACUUUACCAAUACCAAUGAAUUCUUCAGCAAUCAAUGGUAAUGGACGUGUACAUAUGCACGGCGUUAACGGAAUGUCUAAUGGUAACAAUAUGAUUCCUGGUAGUGCACCAGAUCUGGUAAGACGAAGUAGCUGG